Molecule: messenger RNA, 574 nt
Organism: Octopus sinensis (East Asian common octopus)
Lineage: Eukaryota; Metazoa; Mollusca; Cephalopoda; Octopoda; Octopodidae
Product: leucine-rich repeat and transmembrane domain-containing protein 2-like
Exons: 4
Coding region: 225-563 (112 amino acids)
Cellular component (GO): plasma membrane
Molecular function (GO): protein binding
Source: RefSeq, a predicted model, not a curated record
GAAAUGCUGCCAUUGUUUGUGCCAAGCAAAACCACUUAGCAAUCCCAGUUGAGCCCUUCACUCACGUUGAUCGGAUAUACGAAACAGUUUCAAGCAAUUGACCGAUAAUUUAGGGUAUCGGAUGGAGGCAUAAGUGGUUGAGCAGCUAAAAGAUUAUGCAAGAGAUUAAAUCCGAAGAGUUACUUGGAGCAGCCGUCAGAGAGAUUUAAUCUUCGCCUGAAAGUAUGUUCCGUCGCACAAUGAAACUAAUGCUGGCUUUUAUGCUGACACUAUACCUGAGAUUAUUUUCGGAGGGUCAUGCCGUUCCAGAUUUCUGCACUAAAUGCAGGUGCAAUGAGUUCCAGACUCAAAUAUCAUGUGCAUCUCUCAGACUGAUUACGGUUCCACCAGCCAUUCCCGUAAAUGUCGAAUAUUUAAAUCUGAAGAAUAAUAAAAUCACAAAUAUUGGAGAACAAGUCUUCCAGAACCUUACCAAUUUAAAGAAACUAGAACUGAGGAAUAACGAAAUCCAGGAAAUUGAUGAACAAGCCUUCCAUGACCUUACCAACUUAAAGGAAUUGUAAGUCGGAUCACU